This is a messenger RNA of Trichechus manatus latirostris (Florida manatee), 4509 nucleotides long. RefSeq names its product tetratricopeptide repeat domain 21B (gene TTC21B). The transcript is spliced from 26 exons. Gene Ontology annotation, biological process: protein localization to cilium; intraciliary retrograde transport. Lineage: Eukaryota; Metazoa; Chordata; Mammalia; Sirenia; Trichechidae. The record is from RefSeq and is a predicted model, not a curated record. Gene Ontology annotation, molecular function: protein binding. Gene Ontology annotation, cellular component: intraciliary transport particle A.
GUGGGGUUCCGCGCCCUCGGUUUUUCCGCUGGGCCGCGGGAAGCGCACGCCCGCGGGCCCCUUGGCCCGGUCUCGGGGAACCAUGGACUCGGUGGGGCUGAAGACUUUGAUUAAUUAUUAUUGUCAAGAGAGAUAUUUCCAUCAUGUGCUAAUUGUUGCCAGUGAAGGAAUUAAGAGAUAUGGCAAUGACCCAGUCUUCAGGUUUUAUCAUGCGUAUGGUACCUUAAUGGAAGGUAAAAUUCAAGAAGCUCUUCGAGAAUUUGAGGCUAUUAAAAAUAAACAAGAUGUAUCACUUUGUUCUCUAAUUGCACUGAUAUAUGCCCAUAAAAUGAGUCCUAAUCCAGAUAGAGAAGCUAUUCUGGAAUCAGAUGCCAGAGUGAAGGAGCAACGGAAAGGAGCUGGACAGAAAGCUUUGUACCAUGCAGGCUUAUUUUUAUGGCACAUUGGUCGUCAUGAUAAAGCCAGAGAAUAUAUUGACAGAAUGAUCAAAAUGUCAAAUGGUAGCAAAGAGGGACAGGUUUUGAGAGCAUGGCUUGAUAUUACAAGAGGAAAAGAACCUUACACUAAAAAAGCACUAAGGUAUUUUGAAGAGGGAUUACAAGAUGGAAAUGAUGUUUUUGCUCUUCUGGGUAAGGCACAAUGCCUUGAGAUACGUCAAAAUUAUUCAGGUGCUUUGGAGACUAUUAACCAGAUAAUUGUCAGCUUUCCAAGCUUCCUUCCUGCUUUUGUAAAGAAAAUGAAAUUACAGCUUGCCUUGCAGGAUUGGGACCAGACAGUUGAGACAGCACAAAGGUUAAUUCUACAAGAUAAUAAAAAUGUGGAAGCAUUGAGAAUGCUGGCUCUUUACUAUUUGUGUAGGGAGGGGGAUAUAGAGAAGGCGGCCUCCAAGCUGGAAAACUUAGGAAAUACAUUGGAGGCCAUGGAACCACAGAAUGCUCAACUUUUUUACAAGAUCACAAUAGCCUUCAGCAGAACUUGUGGACGGAAUCAACUCAUUCUUCAGAAGAUUCAAACAUUAUUAGAAAAAGCUUUUAGUUUAACCCCUCAUCUUUCAGAAUUUGCUACGGAACUUGGAUACCAAAUGAUUUUACAAGGCAAAGUUAAAGAGGCAUUAACAUGGUAUAAGACUGCAAUGACACUUGAUGAGACUAGCGUUUCUGCACUAAUUGGAUUUAUCCAGUGUCAGUUAAUGGAAGGGCAAUUACAGGAUGCAGAUCAGCAGUUAGAAUUCCUUAGUGAAAUUCAGCAGUCCAUUGGAAAAUCUGCGGAAUUAACCUAUUUACAUGCAGUUCUAGCAAUGAAGAAAAAUAAGCGAGAAGAAGAAGUUACUAGUUUGUUAAAUGAUGUCCUGGACACUCAUUUUUCGUACUUGGAAGAUUUACCACUUGGAAUAGAGUAUUUUGAGAAGUUAAAUCCUGAUUUCCUACUAGAAAUUAUUACAGAAUAUCUGAAUUUCUGUCCAGUGCAGCCUGCAAAUCCUGGGCAGCCUCUUUCUCCAUUUCUCAGACGUUGUACCUCAGUCCUGGAGACUAUUGUAAGAACUGUACCAGGUCUUCUGCAAGCUGUCUUCCUAAUAGCGAAAGUGAAAUAUUUAUCAGGUAGGUGGCAGUUUCCCCGAAUCUUAAUACAACAGAUGAUCAGAAAUUUAGUAAGAAGAUGGAAAUACGAAAUCACAGAUAGAGUGUCCUUAAAGAUCCUAUUCAUCUUAAUGUUUGCUUGGAUUGUAAAGUAUAUGUUGAUGUUGUGAAGCACUUCAAAGAAGUAUAUCUAAAUACUCUUUUUUCAGGUGAGAGAAUAUCCUUUAUAUCAUUUGGUAAAAGCUCAGUCACAAAAGAAAAUGGGAGAAAUAGCAGAAGCAAUUAAAACUCUGCAUAUGGCAAUGAGUUUACCAGGAAUGAGGAGAAUUGGAGCCUCCUCAAAAUCUAAAUACCGAAAAACUGAAGUUGAUACAAGCCAUCGUUUAUCAAUCUUUCUUGAGUUGGUAGAGGUUCACCGCUUAAAUGGAGAGCAGCAUGAGGCAGCAAAAGUUUUACAAGAUGCCAUCCAUGAAUUUUCUGGAACAUCUGAAGAAUUGCGUGUUACUAUUGCUAACGCAGACCUAGCUCUGGCCCAAGGAGAUGCUGAGAGAGCUUUAAGCAUGCUUCGAAAUGUUACAACUGAACAGCCUUAUUUUAUAGAAGCCAAAGAAAAAAUGGCAGAUAUUUAUCUCAAGUACAGAAAAGAGAAAAUGUUAUAUAUCACUUGUUACAGCUUCAUUAUGGAAAUGUUGCCAUUUAAUGAGAUCCAGUUAAGCUGUUUAAUUACUGCUUAUUUGUAUGCCUGCCAAUAUUAGCCUGAAGAAGCCAUAGUAGCGUAUGAGCAAGCACUAAAUCAGAACCCAAAAGAUGGAACUUUGGCAAGCAAAAUUGGGAAAGCUCUUGUCAAAACUCACAACUAUUCAAAGGCAAUCACUUAUUACGAAGCCGCUCUGAAAAGUGGACAGCAGAAUUAUCUUUGCUAUGACCUGGCUGAACUAUUAUUAAAAUUGAAAUGGUAUGACAAAGCAGAAAAAGUUCUUCAACAUGCUUUGGCUCAUGAACCUGUAAAUGAACUGUCAGCUCUCAUGGAGGAUGGACGUUCUCAAGUCCUUUUAGCAAAAGUUUAUAGUAAAAUGGAAAGACCUGGUGAUGCAAUCACUUCAUUACAACAGGCUCGAGAAUUACAGGCUCGAGUGUUAAAACGUGUUCAGAUGGAGCAGCCAGAUGCAGUCCCUGCACAGAAACAUUUAGCAGCUGAAAUUUGUGCAGAGAUUGCAAAACAUUCUGUUGCUCAGCGAGACUAUGAAAAAGCAAUUAAGUUUUAUAAAGAGGCUCUUGUUCAUUGUGAAACAGAUAAUAAGAAACGAGAAAGCAGGUUCAGAGAGAUAAAAAUGACCCGACUUCAUCAUGAAGAAGCUGGGACUAGAAUCCAAUCUCCUAAUUUUAAGACCAGUAUUCUUUUAACAAUGCCUCAUGUCUACAUUUCAGAUAAUUACAUGACAUUAUCUCGUUUAAUUGAUCUCCUAAGAAGAUGUGGGAAACUUGAAGAUGUUCCAAGAUUUUUCUUAAUGGCUGAGAAACAUAACUCUAGAGCAAAAUUUGAGCCAGGAUUUCACUACUGUAAAGGACUGUAUCUUUGGUAUACCGGCGAACCAAACGAUGCCCUUCGGCAUUUUAAUAAAGCUCGGAAAGAUGGCGACUGGGGCCAGAAUGCCCUUUAUAACAUGGUAGAAAUCUGUUUGAAUCCAGAUAAUGAAACUGUUGGAGGUGAAGUAUUUGAAAACCUGGAUGGAGACCUGGGNNNUUCGACUGAGAAGCAAGAGUCUGUACAAUUAGCAGUGAGAACAGCAGAAAAACUCCUCAAGGAACUAAAACCUCAGACUGUUCAGGGUCAUGUCCAGCUUCGCAUAAUGGAAAACUAUUGCCUAGUGGCUACCAAGCAAAAAUCAAAUGUUGAGCAAGCAUUAAAUACCUUCACCGAAAUAGCCACAUCUGAGAAAGAUCAUAUUCCAGCACUUUUGGGAAUGGCAACAGCUUAUAUGAUCUUGAAACAAACUCCAAGAGCCAGAAACCAGCUGAAGCGGAUUGCAAAAAUGAGUUGGAAUCCUAUUGAUGCUGAGGAGUUUGAGAAGAGUUGGCUGCUACUAGCUGAUAUUUAUAUUCAAUCAGCAAAAUAUGACAUGGCAGAGGAGCUAUUAAAACGGUGCCUGCGUCAUAAUAGGUCUUGCUGCAAAGCUUAUGAAUAUAUGGGGUACAUUAUGGAGAAAGAACAAGCGUAUUCAGAUGCUGCCUUAAAUUAUGAGAUGGCAUGGAAAUAUGGCAAUCAGACAAAUCCAGCAGUAGGAUACAAACUGGCAUUUAAUUACUUAAAAGGGAAAAAAUAUGUGGAUGCAAUUGAUGUCUGUCACCAGGUUCUCGAAGCACAUCCAGCUUAUCCAAAAAUCAGAAAGGAUAUACUUGAUAAGGCCCGUGCAUCUCUAAGACCUUGAAUAUUAUCUUAACAUAAUUUGUUGGUUUAACAGGAAACAAAAGAAUCUGGUUAUUAGCUUUUCCAGUUCAAAAUAGGUCUGAGCUAGUGCAUUGUAGUAAAAGCAUACUUUUCCUUCUCCAGCAGAGGUUGCUGUUGUAUAUGAAGAGAAGUGCUAUGCCAAAUUGAUGUUUUGUAAUGAAGAAGUUGAAUGAGGGCUGGUCUAUUUGAUUGACUCUCUUUUGAUUAGGUAGUUUUGGCAUCUCCAAGGUAAAGAUUAUAACCCAUUCUAUAAAGAAUAUUUUGUUAAAAUCUGGUUAAUUAAAUAAUAACCUAUAUCUUUUUCAUGGAAUAUUAGUUGUUUAUUUCAGGAAAUAAUAUUUAAAAUGUUACUGUUCUCUGUUAAAAUUUUUGUAAUGUUUUACCUUGUUUCAAAGAUUUGAGCAAAUCUCAUUGUAAAUAGUUUAUGAAAAAGGAAAUAUGUAUUUCAAUAAAUGUUUUAUGACUUUAUGGCUUGUAUUCCUC